ACUCACAAGUAAUAACAGUGGUUAAUUUAAACUUUUAACAAAAUGUUGUCUUGGAAUUUCCCAUCGAACAAUAAAUAAAACUAAAAAUAUCUCUAUUUGCGUAUUUUAUAGAAUAAAAAAAUUCUUUUAUAUAUUGGUGCACGGAUGAAUAAAAGGUAUGUUUUUCGUAAUGGUGUACAACAAAUGUGAUAUUCUGGACAAAUUUAUUCACUUAUAUUACAAUCAUAAGCUUUCAAAUAUGUGGUCCAUUCCUGUUUUCUUUGUGGUCUGUGGUCUGUGCUCUAGUUCUUCUUCUUCUGCAUCAUUAGGCCUUCUACUUAUUUUUCCACUCUUAUUACUAUUCAUGCUAAAUUAUAAUAUAGACGGUUAAUACAUAUGUGUAAUAUGUAUUAUAGCAAGUAAUAAUAUAUAUAGUAUAAAUUAUAGCACACACGUGUGUGUCGUUCAACUGCGCGCAGUGGCAACAUUGGCAACGUGCCGCGAAGUGAACGUCGACACGCUGCGCAUUUUUUUUUUCGUCCAUCUGCAUUCGCGGUUGCCCCACUAUUGCACUCGCGGUUAGAUCGGGUAACGGGACCGCGUGAAACGAGCCCAAUGCACGCCGAAAAAUGACGAAACGUCCGUAACCGGGGCCCCAGUGCCGGCGUCGCGGGUCGCACGGACUACAGAAUUAUCGCCCGACCAACCAACAUAGCGCACCGACCUGAGCUCAUAAUAUUUUUCAUUCCGGAUUUGAGAUGGACUCUCAGCAACAGCAGUUCUGCCUGAAGUGGAACAGCUUCGGGUCAAAUUUGGCAACGUCGUUCAGCAACCUGUUCAAGUCGGAAACGUUGGCCGAUGUUACGCUGUUCUGCGACGGUGUCACCUUCAAGGCUCACAAGCUCAUCUUGGCGGCUUGCAGCAAACACUUGGCCGACCUGUUCGAGACGGCGCCGCUCCAUCAAAACCUCCUGGUUAUCUUGGACGGCACAUCGGCGAGCAACAUGGCCGCCCUGCUCGAGUUCAUGUACAAGGGCGAGGUCCACGUGUCCCAGGACGCCCUGUCCAGCUUUCUGAAGGCGGCCGAGUGUUUGCAGGUCAAGGGAUUAAGCAUCGAACACGAGAAACUGGCAGUCGCUCAGAGUCACUCUCAACACCACCACCAACACCACCCCCACCAUCACCAGCAGCAGCACCAGGGUAUCGAAACCGGACCUGCGCAGCAAUCCGACUCGCCAACGCGAAAACCUUUUAAGAUCCUGAAGGAAGACCCGGACAACAAUCAGUCGGGUCAUCGGCAGCAGUCGAGUCCGUCGCCCAGUUAUUCGCCAAAGAUGUCGCCGUAUGUGGCCCAUCACUACAGGCCCUACGACCGUAUGCCGCCAUCCGCCAACUCCCAAUACGAGACGACGAUGAAACACGCGAGGUCACCGGGAGAGGUCGCCCAGGAGUCCAGAGCUUCGGUGUUACGAGACGGUAAAAGGCCAGUCUCACCAGCUCCUUUGUUGUUAGCUUAUAGACCGUCGAGUUCUUCGAUCCAACAUGGCGACGCCGACGAUGCUUACGACGCGGAGGACAGGGCGACCGCGCUGAUUUGUCCGGAGACGAAUAACACGGACAGAUGCCAGGACCCCAGUUGUCCCGAAGAUUUGCGAAUGAAAAUGGAACCGGUGGUGCAACAGGACGAGCCCCCCUCCAGUACGGGAGGUAACGCGACCAACAACAAUCCGGUGGGGUCCACGGGGGCGAACCACCACGCUGGGGGUUCGCCCAACAGCACGGGCCACACCAACAAGUACGAAUACGACCGUGACAAAACCGACCUCAUACCUACGACCCUGUGGAACUCAGUCACCGGGAAACUUAGCCACCACAAGCAAUCUACCGUUAACACUCCUGAUGGCAAAAAAUUGAAGUGUCCUUUCUGCGAGAGAUUGUACGGGUACGAGACGAACUUGCGGGCCCACAUCAGGCAGCGUCACCAGGGUAUCAGGGUACCGUGUCCUUUUUGCUCCCGGACCUUCACCAGGAACAACACGGUCAGGCGGCACAUAGCCAGGGAGCACAAGACCGAGCUGAGCCUCAAAGCUUUCCACAACCAGCAACAGCAGCAGCAGCAGCAGCAACAGCAGCAGCCGCAGCAAGUGUUGAAUCCGUGAAAAUUCACGGAGUCGUCGCGAUGUAAAUAUUACGCGUUAGGGACAAGAUGGUUCUAGGUGGCCCCCCCUGCACACCCCCGCCACUGUGUUGUCGCUAAUCUAAGUAAGGGUUUUUUCGGAGACGUCGCAGGACCUAUGGGAAAAAGCGCCACGGGUAAUAAUUGGAACGAAACGUUCUUUUGUUCUUUUUAAGUGUUUUUUCCCUUUUUUUUCAAAAAAAAAAAAUCGUUGUAAGUUGUGAGAAAAUUUAUAUUUUUCGUUGCCGGUUAUGAAUUCUCGGGGUUUUUUUCUGUUGUACUUAUACAUAUAUAUAUAUAGACGAUAGUUUAAGGGAGUUUACGAUGAGAGGGGCGGCGACGUUUCGGACGCUACCGUCCCCCCUACCCCUCCGAUUCCACGGGAUGAAAAUGAGGCCGCGUCCGUCGGCAACGCUGCGCGGUCGAAAUUUUCUUCUUCCUUUUUAUUGUCGUUACUUCGUAUUUACCAGUCGUUAUUCUUCGACGGUUUUCAUUUUAAUAUAUAUUCCGAAAUUUUUGUUUUAAUUUUGAUUUAUUUUUUGAAACUGCCAAAAAACGAGUUAUUUAUCAAAAUUUCCAUUUAAAUUUUGGACGUUUGCGUUUCAACUAAAUUUCUGAAAACUCGUCAUUACAUAAUUUCUGCGCUUUUUCAUUUUAUUUUCAUUUUUACAAAUUUUUUUGAAAUUCACAUUUUAAUUUAAUUUUUUGCGUUUUUCGAUUGUUUAAUUUAAUUUUCUGUACUAUUGAAAAAAUCGUUUUUCUUUAAAUUUUUAGUAACAUGUUUUUUGACGUUCUCAUUUCAAUUCAAUUUUCUUAAACUUUG
Molecule: messenger RNA, 2978 nt
Organism: Cylas formicarius (sweet potato weevil)
Lineage: Eukaryota; Metazoa; Arthropoda; Insecta; Coleoptera; Brentidae
Product: zinc finger protein chinmo-like
Exons: 7
Coding region: 738-2138 (466 amino acids)
Biological process (GO): regulation of transcription by RNA polymerase II
Cellular component (GO): nucleus
Molecular function (GO): protein binding
Source: RefSeq, a predicted model, not a curated record